UGGCUUAGUCAGUCAGUUAUUUUGGUGUGUGUGUGUGUGUGUGUGUGUAGCAAGGAGGCUGCUUGGUAAAUACUGCAGCAGAGGAGACAGCAGAACAUCCUAUUACCAAGAUGCUGUUGACAUUACAGUGUGAAACAGACAUGGCUGCUGUGGUUUCAAAUUCUUCUACAACAGAGCUGUAUAUGGAUACCACCAAAGCAACACAAGAUUUGUGUAUAAAUGAUGUAGUCCUAUCCUCACCACAGUGCUAUACUGAAGAAGCUCUCAUGCAGUCUUCUGCUGACAACAGCACUACCAACACAAGAAAAAACAGUGAGAAUCCCAUAGUAACUGAGAUUACCUCUGCAGCUGCCAUGCUACAUCCAGCUGAAGGAAAUCUGUCAACAUCUGAUAUGAAGCUGUGGACAACACGGAGGGACAAUGCAGUGGAACUGCGAAUGGAAGAUUCAGGUGUUGCCAGCUUGCCCCCUGUUACCAUUCACCAGUUGUUCCAAGACACUGUUAAGAAGUAUGGAGAUUAUGUGGCCCUUGCAUCUAAGCAGGGAGAUCAGUGGCACAAAAUGACAUACGAGCAAUAUUAUGAGCAGUGCAGAAUAGCAGCAAAAGGUUUCCUUAAGUUGGGUUUGGAAAGAUACCAUGGUGUGGGCAUCCUGGGGUUUAACUCUGCAGAAUGGUUUAUUGCAGAUGUGGGAGCUAUUUUUGCUGGUGGCUUUGCUGUGGGCAUCUAUACCACAAAUUCAGCUGAGGCUUGCCAUUAUGUGGCACAGAACUGUGAAGCCAACAUCAUUGUGGUGGAGAAUCAGAAACAACUUCAAAAAAUCCUUCAGAUUCAGGAUCAGCUGCCACACCUUAAGGCAAUCAUCCAAUACAAGGAUGAGCUGAAGGAGAAGAGGCCUAACCUGUAUACAUGGAAAGAGUUCAUGCAGCUGGGAAAAGACAUCCCAGACUCUCAGCUAGACCAGAUAAUUUCAUCUCAGAAGCCCAAUCAGUGUUGCACCCUCAUCUAUACCUCUGGGACCACAGGGCAGCCUAAAGGAGUAAUGCUAAGCCAUGAUAAUAUCACUUGGACUGCAGCAUCAGCAGGAAAGACUGUGCGACUAAGAGAAGCUACUGAUAUGCAGGAAAUUGUGGUUAGCUAUCUGCCUCUUAGCCACAUUGCAGCACAGAUGAUAGAUAUUUGGUUGACCAUGAAGCAUGGAGGGGCCACUUACUUUGCUCAGCCGGAUGCACUAAAGGGCUCGCUAGCCAACACGUUGCGUGAGGUAAGGCCAACAGCCUUUAUGGGUGUUCCAAGAGUGUGGGAGAAAAUGCAGGAGAAAAUGAAAGCUGUUGGCGCUAAGUCAUCUACAAUCAAACGAAAGGUGGCAACUUGGGCCAAAGGUGUGGGCUUAGAGACAAAUCUGAAGAAAAUGAAUGGAUCAACACCUCAUCCAAUGAAGUAUCACGUGGCAAAAAAAUUGGUUUUCAAAAAAGUCCGCAAGGCUCUUGGACUGGACCGGUGCACCAAGUGUUACACAGGGGCGGCCCCCAUCACCAAGGACACCUUAGAAUUUUUCCUGAGCCUCAAUAUUCCUGUUUAUGAGCUUUAUGGGAUGAGUGAAAGUUCUGGCCCGCAUACCAUCUCUUUGCCUGAUGCCUUCAGAAUCACCAGUUGUGGGAAAGUCAUUUCAGGGUGCAAGACAAAAAUACAUCAGCCAGAUAAUGAUGGCAGUGGGGAGAUCCUUUUCUGGGGGCGUCAUGUCUUUAUGGGAUAUCUGAACAUGGAAGAUAAAACCCAAGAGUCCUUGGAUGAGGAGGGCUGGCUGCAUUCUGGUGAUAUUGGAAAACACGAUGAAAAUGGAUUUCUGUAUAUUACCGGAAGAAUCAAAGAGCUGAUAAUUACAGCAGGUGGAGAGAACAUUCCACCAGUUCCAAUUGAAGAUGCCCUCAAAGAGCAGGUUCCAAUAAUCAGUAAUGCCAUGGUGAUUGGAGACAAGAAGAAAUUCCUUUCCAUGCUUCUUACUCUUAAGUGCAAUGUGAAUGCAGACACAGGGGAACCAGAGGAUGAGCUCACUCCAGAAGCCAUUGAGUUUUGUCGGCAGAUUGGCAGCAAAGCCACACUGGUAUCCGACAUAGUCGGGGGCAAAGACACAGCUGUAUAUGCUGCAAUCCAGGAUGGGGUAAAUUCAGUAAAUCAGAAGGCAACCUCAAAUGCGCAGAAGGUCCAAAAGUGGCUUAUCCUUGACCAAGAUUUUUCUAUCGCUGGAGGAGAACUGGGCCCCACCAUGAAGUUAAAACGUCCAGUGGUGGCAAAGAUGUACAAAGACCAAAUUGAUAGCUUCUAUCAGGAUGCAGUAACCCCCACUGAAAACAUCCCCCCUCCUAAGUAGGGUCUUCUUGUUGGCACAUAGACAACACUCUCCUCCACAAUUUGCUUACCUCCCGGAAUCCAGCAAAACAGCGCAAGUUUUCCCCCCCCCCUAAAUAUUUUUAUAUUGAAAACAACAAAACUAUUUUCCUUUCACUCCAUCUAAGAUCACCACAUGUAACUAUUCUUCGCUGAUGGAAGUCUGUUCACAGAGCAGGUUAUUAAGGGUGCUGGUGAAAAAUCAGAUUCCGCUCAAUGUACUAAGUGCCUCGCGAAGGGGAUCUCCAACAUAUCCUUGUCUAAGGCCACAGUGCUGCUGAUCCUUAUUGGCUAAUGCAGUGCAAGGCGCCUCCUAAAAAGCUGCUCCUGACAAUGAUCCCAGCACAGCCGUGUCCUACACUGAGAUGGACCUUCCCAACAGCUCUGCCAUUUAUAGACUUGUGGGAACCCGCUGUCCUUGUGCCAGCAAACUGCGCUUACUGACGUAGGAUGUGCUUUAUCCGAAAUGAAGGAACGGAAGCCAAAAUGAGUAUUGUGUUUGGCAGUGACACAAUACAACUCAGGAUUGCUGAGGCUGUGAAAUAUCUAGCAUAGGAAAAUAUAGUAAAUAUAGUAAAUGUUUUUUUUAUAUCUUAAUUUUGAGGUAAAAACAUUGAAUAAUUUAUUGCAUUUUUUAAUUUAUAUUUUGAAUGUAUAAUGGAAUUAGGGCCGAAUCUUUAAAUUAUUCAAGUAGUGUUUUUAUACUCCAGACAUCUUGCCUUGAUUUGCACUCUCCAUUAUUUAUAUUGGUUUUAUUAUAGCACCUGAAAUAGACACGCAAUCUUGACUGAAUAUGCAAUGCGCACGUGGGUUAGGCACAUAUCAAGCUUCAUUAUUACACACUUAUCUCUUUGGUGGAGGCCUGAAGUCUGUUGCAGGUUUCUAGGGAAUAUAUUUAUAUACAAAGGGGACUGUUGGCCACAAAGCAACGGGCUUAUGAUGUCGUUUUCACUAAAAAUCUGACCCUGUAACUACUGAAUGGGUGUUUCUGAAUGGGUGUUUCAGACCUGACUUCUAGGAGUGAGAACCAAAGAUCCGGUUUGUAUUGCUGCCAUACAUUUCUGCUGCAGAUUCCCAACUCUAUAAAAACGAAAGGAAUCUGCUGCGUGUUUGUGGCUUUCUCUCUGAUUGGCUGUUCUAAUGCUCAGUGAGCAGGAGUCGAAGUAUCUGCUAAACCUUGUUUCUAUUUCUGUUGUAUUUAUUUUGCAUACAUGGUUUUUCUAUAUGUUCUGGUGUGGGUGUGUGUGUCUGUUGCAUUCCUGUAAACCUGGAUUAUUUAGGUCAUUUCUGCUCUCUGCAGCCUUUGUUCUGAGCUGGAAAGGAAAAUACUUGAUAAAAAAAAGAAUGAGCCACCCCAGACUCAAUUACCAAAGUGAAACCCAAAUCUGUCAUUAGUCGCUGUUCUGCUAAGAAGAGGAUACCCAGGACCGAUGUGGAGGGAUUAGCAUUCCAAUAGAAUUUAGUGGUUUAAUUUAUCCAUGCAAUUUCAUGCACUAGUCACAAAGUGGGGUCUUUGUGGCCAUUAUAGGAAAGGAGAUUUCCUGCUGGUCUUUAAUUUUUGGGAAUUUGUUAAAUGUUUUUCCUUAAUGAAUAAAUAUCUGAUAAAAGCAA
Molecule: messenger RNA, 3997 nt
Organism: Xenopus tropicalis (tropical clawed frog)
Lineage: Eukaryota; Metazoa; Chordata; Amphibia; Anura; Pipidae
Gene: acsbg2
Product: acyl-CoA synthetase bubblegum family member 2
Exons: 15
Coding region: 111-2369 (752 amino acids)
Biological process (GO): long-chain fatty acid metabolic process
Cellular component (GO): cytoplasm
Molecular function (GO): long-chain fatty acid-CoA ligase activity; arachidonate-CoA ligase activity
Source: RefSeq, a predicted model, not a curated record